AUGGCCGAAGUUGAACAGGCUAAUACACAGAGCGCUAUCUCCCCUCAAACUGCUUCCGGUUUGGAAUCUUAUUGUAAUUUAGCGCCUCUGACAGACAAUUCAGCCCGUUUGGUUGAUCAUCAAUCUAUUCUAGCUAGUGAAACCACUCAGCAAGUGCCAGAGAGACUUCUACCGGAGCGAUCAGUCCCAGAAUCUUCAGAUGAUGAAGUAGAGUUUGUGUUUUCAGUCCCUCGACGAAGGAAGAAAAGGCACAGAAGGCUUGAGCUUCCAUCACAACAGACUCAUACCAGCUCGGCUAGUCCCAUUUCGAGCGCCGUAAUUAUAGGUGCUCGCCCAUCACCAGAAAAGCUCGUACCUGAUAUGGCUCCUUCGCUUGAUCAUUGCUCGGAACCUGAUGAGAUGAACAGAGCUAGAUGCCAUUCUGUCGAAGCAAUGUAUAAAACCGCCGAAUUAGAUACCUCUCUACGGCCAUUGAAUCCUGCACAGUCGGGGAUACCCGUGAUAUCUCCUUCACAUAUUUCUCAAACUAUACCGUUCAAAAUCCCACCACCUUGGUAUGCCAAAUCCAUACUUCCGCCACCGUCACCAACGUCACCGCAUUAUAAUGCAGAAUCCACAACUUCCACAACACCAGAGCAAGAUCAUGUGAAAAAAAGAAAGCAUCAUGAUUCAACUGAAAAUUCAAAUCAAGUGUCUCUAUACAUGCCUCCAGCAUCUAUGUAUCUGCCAAGACUGAAGGCCUUACCUUCUCACUCGAAUACUAGCCCCCUUUAUGGACAUACGGGAUUUGUGGACUUUUUAGAAGAUCCAAAUUUGCCAACUACUUUCGGAGGAGUGCCUCUCCCUCUUCCGCCACAUCGGCCGGUUAUACCUGGUUGGCAGGACUUUUCCUGGAAACCAUUAAAUUACUCACCUCCAAAGUGCGCACCAUCUAUUGAUUCACGAGCAAGUAUGUUUUCUAACAUCAACAACGACCCGGACUGGCACCGCAAAUAUUAUUUUGGUGUCGGUGACCCGAAUUUUGUCAACUCGCGACAAGUUCUCAUCGGAACCGCCCCCGGCGAGAGAUACGUGCAAGAAAUGGUGUCACCCAAAACAAUACCUCUUACAACUGAAACCGCACCGGCUUCAUAUCCUUCAAUUCAACCAAAUUUAGUUUCGCAAUUACGUCACAUGCCUACAAAGAUGUCUACCUCUUCCACAGAUACCUGUCCUGUGCAGCCUUCGAUAAUUUCAUCAAAUUCUGCGACAUAUUCUCAACCAACACAUUCAGUCACACUGGUGAGACAUACUUGUCCUUCUCCAGUUCCUCGUCCCCAGGUGACUGCAGCAGAUAUAAGACGCAAACCUUCUCUAUAUAGAAUACCUGCGUGGCCACAUUCGAUGGAUAACAACAAAGCUUCACCCUCGACAACUCUCGGCGAACGUCAAAAUCCGACCGGCGACAUCGAACGCAACGAGACACUUUCUCCACACAUCAACGCAACUCGACAAGCGAAACCUACUGCUUCCCACACGCUAGAUUCUAUCUCAUCUCCUCUGCAAACUCCUGUCCCAAAUCCUUCAAGACGAAAAACAUCCACAUCCGCGUCUGCGUCUUCAUCUAAACACUCCCUAAAUUUAAUCAUAGACAUAGCGCAAACGAGCCAAGACACAUUUCCAUUUGCAGAAGUUGCGGCUAGACAUAAUGAACCCAUCCAAAAAGUUUUUGAUACUUUUUCGGCCAUAAUACAGUUACCGCUACUAAAACAGGCAGCGGAUGGGAGGAGACACGGGCCAUUAGGGAGUGAGAGGAUGAGGCUGUAUAGGGAGGCAAAAAGGGCCAUGAAGAGGGCGAAUAGAGAAAAUGAAAAGGGGAAAAAAUGA
Messenger RNA from Botrytis byssoidea, 1866 nucleotides. RefSeq lists its product as uncharacterized. Bases 1 to 1866 code for a protein of 621 amino acids. The record is from RefSeq and is a predicted model, not a curated record. The transcript has 3 exons. NCBI's taxonomy places the organism in Eukaryota, Fungi, Ascomycota, Leotiomycetes, Helotiales, Sclerotiniaceae.